AUGGCAACGUGUGUGACAGGCUGUGCACCAGCGGUGCGUUUUUGUCAGAGGGUAAACCGGCUCAAGACACUAGACAAUGACAUCAUGGCGACAUCGCUUAAGCGCUGCCUGUCCACCUUUGACCUCACUCUGAUGGGUGUUGGUGGCAUGGUGGGCUCCGGGCUUUACGUUCUGACAGGCACAGUGGCCAGAGACAUGGUGGGGCCUGCUGUUAUCUUAUCCUUCCUUUUUGCAGGUGUUGCUUCCUUAUUGGCUGCCUUUUGUUAUGCUGAGUUUGGAGCACGCAUUCCCAAAACAGGAUCUGCCUACAUGUUCACCUAUGUCUCUGUGGGAGAGAUCUGGGCCUUUCUCAUUGGCUGGAAUGUCGUCUUGGAGAACAUGAUUGGUGGUGCUGCUGUUGCACGUGCAUGGAGUGGCUACCUAGACUCCAUUUUUGACCACGCCAUUCAGAACUUCACUGAGACACACGUCAUGCAGUGGAAUGUGCCCUUCCUUGCUCAUUAUCCUGACCUGCUUGCUGCGGGGAUUCUAGUGGUUGCCUCUUUUUUCAUAUCCUUUGGAGUUCAAGUAUCUUCUUACCUCAAUCACAUCUUCUCCACCAUAAGCAUGGGUGUCAUAGCUUUCAUCCUGGUAUUUGGCUUUGUCCUGGCUGAACCAGCCAAUUGGAGCCAGAAAGAAGGAGGUUUUGCCCCUUUUGGAUUAUCUGGAAUAUUGGCUGGCUCAGCCACUUGUUUCUACGCAUUUGUGGGCUUUGAUGUUAUUGCUUCCUCAAGUGAGGAGGCAAAAAACCCACAGAAAGCGGUUCCAAUAGCUACAGCCAUCUCACUGGCCCUGGCAACAACAGCCUAUAUUCUGGUUUCUGCAGUACUCACUCUAAUGGUACCCUGGCACACACUGGACCCCAACUCAGCACUCGCAGAUGCAUUCUUCCGCCGUGGUUACAGUUGGGCUGGAAUUGUCGUGGCAAUCGGUUCCAUCUGUGCCAUGAACACUGUGCUGCUCUGCAACCUCUUCUCACUCCCCCGGAUUGUUUAUGCCAUGGCGGAAGAUGGACUGUUCUUCUCCUUUUUUGCUAGAGUCAAUCCUGUCACCAAGGUCCCUGUCAAUGCUAUUCUGGUGUUUGGUAUUUUCAUGGCCAUCAUGGCUCUCAUCUUUGACCUGGAAGCCCUGGUCCAGUUCCUAUCCAUUGGCACUCUCCUGGCCUACACCUUUGUAGCCGCCAGCAUAAUUGUGCUGCGCUUCCAGCCUGAGAAAACUUGCUCCAAGGAGACUGCCACCACAUCUCCCAACACUAAUGCUGAGCCCUCCCCUGCAGCCACUGAAUCUCAAACUAUAACUGAGAACAGUGGGGAAAUGGAGGAGUAUGAGUCCUUUUCUGACAAGCUUCAGUUGGUGGAGCGAGAGAAGAAAAGGGAGCGCCGUGGAGUGGGGCAGCUGAGGGCCUACUGGGAACCCUACCUGGGGUGGCUGCUGGGGGACUUUGAGCCAGGGGAGGUGGUGGCUUUCUGUGUGCUGGCUCUGAUGGUGAGCUCAGUAUCCCUCUGUGCUGUUCUGGAGUUUGGGAACAACCAGCUUCAGCUGCCAGUCUGGAGCUUCACAAUGCUACUGGUGAUUUUUAGCCUCGCUUUUGUCAUCAGUCUAGCACUCAUAUGGAUUCAUGAGCCCCAAACCAAAAAGAAAACCUUCCAGGUGCCCCUGGUUCCAUUGAUUCCAGGUACAAGUAUCCUCCUUAAUGUGUUCUUGAUGCUGAAACUUAGUUCCCUCACCUGGGUCCGUUUUGCCAUAUGGAUUGCCAUAGGUCUGUGUGUGUAUUUUGGCUAUGGGAUCUGGCACAGUAAGGAGGGCUUGCGAGAGCUUCAGCCCAAGGACAUGGCUGCCAGGUAUGUGGUGUUACCCAGUGGCAGUCUGGUAGAGACAGUGCAGUCUGUCCAACCAGAUGGACAAGUUGACACCUCAUCUCACCACAUCAGCCCGACUACCGCCGUGACAUCUGAGGAGCAUCUGGAAAAGAGAUGA
Messenger RNA from Lampris incognitus (smalleye Pacific opah), 2016 nucleotides. It is a transcript of the gene slc7a4, whose product is annotated as solute carrier family 7 member 4. The coding region runs from base 1 to 2016 and encodes 671 amino acids. Gene Ontology annotation, molecular function: amino acid transmembrane transporter activity. The transcript has 4 exons. NCBI's taxonomy places the organism in Eukaryota, Metazoa, Chordata, Actinopteri, Lampriformes, Lampridae. The record is from RefSeq and is a predicted model, not a curated record. Gene Ontology annotation, biological process: transmembrane transport; amino acid transport. Gene Ontology annotation, cellular component: plasma membrane.